Messenger RNA from Lathyrus oleraceus (garden pea), 555 nucleotides. RefSeq lists its product as uncharacterized. The record is from RefSeq and is a predicted model, not a curated record. Gene Ontology annotation, biological process: positive regulation of transcription by RNA polymerase II; cellular response to iron ion starvation. NCBI's taxonomy places the organism in Eukaryota, Viridiplantae, Streptophyta, Magnoliopsida, Fabales, Fabaceae. The coding region runs from base 1 to 555 and encodes 184 amino acids. The transcript has 2 exons. Gene Ontology annotation, molecular function: DNA-binding transcription factor activity, RNA polymerase II-specific.
AUGAACUUUUUCGGAGAUGCAUCUUCGAAACUAAUAUGGUGCAUCCCGAAUGUCCAAGGUAUUGUUGUGAAGGCGGUAAAUGUUGAUAAUCAAUUUAAUAACGAGGAAAAGUUUGAAUCUCGUGAUCAAAUGCUUCAAUGGAUUCAUAUGGAGACUUCUAAACUUGGAUUUAGUGUGGUUAUUGGAAGGCCCGAUAAUGGUUUAGAUAGAAGAUGCGUUUUUGUGACAAUGACGUGCGAAAGAAGUGAAAAGUAUAAAACUCUUCUCCGGAAUUUUAAAAGAGGUGACACCGGUGUAAAAAAAUGUGAGUGUCUGUUUAAGGUGCGUGGUUACAUGUUGGCAAACAAAAAUUGGAGAUUUAACGUCAUAUGUGGUUUGCAUAACCAUGAUUUAUGUGAAAAAUUAGUCGGUCAUCCUAGUGUGUGUCAGCUCAUGCCGGAAGAGAAGGAAUGUGUUGCUGACAUGACAUUGAAUUUGGUUCAGCAAAAAAAUAUACUUGCAACAUUGAAACGAAAAAGAUCUAAAAAAUAUAUCAAAUAUCAAGAAAGUGUAUAA